This is a messenger RNA of Phacochoerus africanus (Common warthog), 3681 nucleotides long. RefSeq names its product RAB11 family interacting protein 3 (gene RAB11FIP3). The transcript is spliced from 16 exons. Gene Ontology annotation, cellular component: midbody; recycling endosome membrane; cleavage furrow. The coding region runs from base 26 to 2467 and encodes 813 amino acids. Gene Ontology annotation, molecular function: calcium ion binding. Lineage: Eukaryota; Metazoa; Chordata; Mammalia; Artiodactyla; Suidae. The record is from RefSeq and is a predicted model, not a curated record. Gene Ontology annotation, biological process: endocytic recycling; regulation of cytokinesis.
CUGCGCCGCGGCCGGGGGCGCGCCCAUGAAGAUGGAGCCGGGCCGGCCGGCCUCCCCCGUGGGCGGCCCGGGCCCCGACCCAGAGCCCGGCGGGCCCGGCGCGCCCUCCGCCCCCGCCCUCCACCUGGGGCUCGGCCCGCAAGACCCCGAAGCCGGCCCGGAUGCCGGACGGGUCCCGGGGCCGGAGCGGAGGCCUCAGCGCCUGGGCCGGGCCCCAGACCCAGACCCAGACCCCGACCCCGACCCCGACCCCGACCCCGACCCGCCGCUGUCGGAACUAGGCCCGCUUUAUUCCUGGACCGCAGAGCCGGAGGGUGACGGCCCUCCAGGCUGCCCGCACAGCGCGACAGCCCGCGCGCAGGAUUUCAGCCGCAGCCACCACCUGCGGGGCGAGGUCGAUUUCUUCCCCCCCUUCCCCUCGCCCGGGGUCGGCGAGCCGGCGCUGGAGCUGGGUCCCGGGGACCCGGACCGGCCCUCGGACUUCAGCCAGACCCGCCCCUUAACGAGCGAGCCCGCGGGGUGCCCGGAGGACGCCUCCCGGCUCCGAGCCGUGUUCGAAGCCCUGGACGGGGAUGGAGACGGGUUCGUCCGCAUCGAGGACUUCGUGCAGUUCGCCACCGUCUACGGGGCAGAGCAGGUGACGGAGCUAACGAGCUGCUUGGAUCCCAGUGGGCUUGGCGUGAUUAGCUUCGAAGACUUCUCCCGAGGGGUCACGGCGAUCAGGAAUGGAGAUCCCGAUGGCCAGGGCCAGCUCUACGACGUCCCGCCCGCCCCUGAGGAGGAGUUGCCGGCCUGCCCUGAGGAAUUCGACGACUUCGUGACCUUUGAGGCCACCGAGGUGACCGACAGCGCGUACAUGGGCUCCGAGAGCACUUACAGCGAGUGCGAGACCUUCACGGACGAGGACACAGGCGCCCUGGGAGCCACGGAGGAGCCCGGCCACGGCGCCACGGAGGAGCCCGGCCACGGCGCCCUGCUGCUGCUCCCGGGCAGGUCCUACCUGCACAGCCAGUCGGUCGUUGCGGUCAUCGGGGGUGAGGAGCACUUCGAGGACUAUGGUGAGGGCAGUGAGGCGGAGCUGUCCCCGGAGACCCUGUGCAAUGGGGAGCUCGACUGCACAGACCCCGCCUUCCUCCCCUCCAGCGCCGACCCGCUUGCUGCCAAGCUGCACGGCAUCCUCACUGAUGAGGCUUUUGAGUUUUACUGUAGCCAGUGCCACAGACAAAUCAACCGCCUGGAGGACCUCUCCGCCCGCCUGAACGAUCUUGAAAAGAAUAGUCCGACGAGGCGGCUCUCCAGCAGGAAGGUGGCCAGACUACAGCUGCUGAGACUCAGGAAGGGAAAGCCCCAUAGACUCUUACCCUCCCAGCUGGCCUCAGGGACACGGAGGGGACAGGGAGGGACCUGGGGCCCAUGGGGCCCUGGCUGCCUCAGCUGCUCUGAGAAUUUGAUUUUCCUUCCCAGACACCAUCUGGUAUCGAAAAGCCCAAGCUUCAGGCACCUGCACCAGUCCGGGGCCCUGACCAUGGAGGCCCUGCAGGACCCUCGCCCAGACCCCGUGGAGGGCAUGGACGAGGACAUCGCCGACAAGGUCAUCUUCCUGGAGAAGCGGGUGUCGGAGCUGGAAAAGGACACGGCUGCCAACGGGGAGCAGCACAGCCGGCUGCGGCAGGAGAACCUCCAGCUCGUGCACAGAGCCAACGCCCUGGAGGAGCAGCUCAAGGAGCAGGAGCUGCGAGCCUGCGAGAUGGUUCUGGAGGAGACGCGCAGGCAGAAGGAGCUGCUGUGCAAGAUGGAGCGAGAGAAGACCAUCGAGAUUGAGAACCUGCAGGCCAGGUUGCAGCAGCUGGAUGAAGAGAACAGCGAGCUGAGGUCCUGCACACCCUGCCUGAAGGCCAGCAUCGAGCGCCUAGAGGAGGAGAAGCAGAAGUUGCUUGAUGAGAUUGAGGAGCUGUCGCUGCGGCUCAGUGACGAGCAGGAGAACAGGAGGAAGCUAGGUGACAGGCUGAGCCACGAGAGGCACCAGUUCCAGAGGGACAAGGAGGCAACCCAGGAGCUGAUCGAGGACCUGCGCAAGCAGCUGGAGCACCUGCAGCUCUUCAAGUUGGAGGCGGAGCAGAGGAGGGGCCGCAGCAGCAGCGCAGGCCUGCAGGAGUACAACAGCCGCACGCGGGAGAGCGAGCUGGAGCAGGAGGUCCGAAGGCUGAAGCAGGACAACCGCAGCCUGAAGGAGCAGAACGACGAGCUCAAUGGGCAGAUCAUCAACCUGAGCAUCCAGGGGGCCAAGAACCUCUUCUCUACAGCCUUCUCCGAGUCCUUGGCCGCAGAGAUCAGCUCCGUCUCCCGCGACGAGCUCAUGGAGGCCAUCCAGAAGCAGGAGGAGAUCAACUUCCGCCUGCAGGACUACAUCGACAGGAUCAUCGUGGCCAUCAUGGAGACCAACCCGUCCAUCCUGGAGGUCAAGUAGAGGCAGCACAGCCCCCGCGCGCCCCCGGGCCCGGACGCAGGACCCCCGGCGGCCCCGGCACGCCCCUGGGUGGCACAGAGGGGGCCCCCGGCGGCUCUGGCCUCCCGCCGUGCCACCUCUGUGUGCCUGGAGCUGGGGAAAGCCCCUCUGUGACCGCCGCCACUUCCCGCCGGUCAGGGCAGAACAGAAGGAAAUGGGUCCCCACCGGGGUGCUGCUCCCUGCACCCCGCCAGGCACCCUGACGGUGCCACCCAGGCCUCCGCUGCCCCGGAUGGCGUCGAGGCCCUGGGACCCUGGCGCCCGAGGUGGGGUUGGGAGGACAAGUGGGCGAGGCCAGUGCAGGCCAGGUCUGAGCUGCAGGCCCCUCCCAGCUCCUGGGGCUCCUCAGGCCACCACCCAGCCAGAAGGGACCCCCUGGUCCAGCUUUGGGCCCCGGGCCCCCCAGGCCACGGGCUGUGCCCACCGCCGGACCUGCCGUAGUGACCCUGGGGUGCUGACCCUCCUGUGACUCCAGAGUCCACCCAGCGGUGGUGGCGGCUGCCCCUCUGACCCUGGGGGGGUGCAGGCAGGGCUGUGGCAGGUGCUGCCGCCAGAGCGUGCCCUCCCUCCCUGUGCGGGUCUCUGCCGCCCCGGAGGUGCAGGCUGCUGGAACCACGUUUCCUUGGGGAGUGUGACGUCUUUAGGAGGCGAGGUGGCACCUCCCCGAGGUGCACCUGGCAGGAGGAGGGGCCAGGCGGGCUCUCCAGGUGCUCAGAUCAAGGCCUCCCUGGGACGGGCGUUCCAUCCAGGAGGCCUCUGCCCGGCGCCUGCACUGCCAGGAGCAGCCGCGUCUCCCCGGGGGCUGCAGGGCCUGGCCCCAGGCCGAGCACUGGCCAGGAGCCGCCUGGUGCUCCCAGGUGGGCCACGGCUGUGCGCGUGCGCCCGUGUGUGAGCGUGUGCGUGGCCCUGUGCCCCUCCACCCUCUGCGUGGCCCACCUUCUGCCCUAGGAUUUAAGACGCAGCCGCGUGUUGCACAUGUGGGGGAAGGCCUGGCUGUAAAUCAGUGUAAACUUGGAGGAGAGAUUUUUCUAUCAUGUAGAGUAGGUAUUUUUUAUAGAUUGAAGGUUGAUCAAUUUUUUAAUACUUCCGAGAGAGAAAACUAUCUGUGUAUACACAUGAAAUAUAUAUAUGUACCAUAAUAAACACUGGGACUCUGCCUCCCGCCCCGCCCUGCC